GGCGGGGCGGGCAUCGGCCCCCUGCCCAGGCUGACCUGCCCAUUGGUCCCUAGAGACGUGCCGGGAAGGCAAGGGAUGGGAGGGUGGACCGAGGCGGGGACAAGGGUCUGAGGUGCCGGCCUGGCCAGCGGGCCCCGGACAGGUGAGGUGGACACCGGGGCAGGUCCUGGGUAGCCGCAGGUGCUGGGACACCCGGGCCACUGCACGCUCGCGCCCGGGCUGCGCCCAGGAUCUCCAGGUGGAGGCUCCUCCAUGUCUAGCCCUUCCCGAAAUCUGUGCUUCAUGGUCACGGCUGGAUUCUGCCCUACAGAGGGCUAGUUUUGUCCCCUGUCACGCUGUGUUUUCUUCACUCUGUUUCUUAAGCUUAUCUCUGUUAUGUUCUUGCUUUUCCCCGGCUCCCCGGGAGGGCAAGGAAGGUUGUGGUGGGCCUGCAGCCUUUCUCCUCGGUGCUGUCGGGGUUGUUCUUUCUGUGCUCUGCGGUUGGCUCUUGCUCAGUUGCCAGAAUUGACUGGGAAAGCCCAUUUGGGGCUGAGAAGCCAGAAGAAGGCUCCUGCCCCUUCUAUUUUGGUGCCUUUGCUGCUGCCACUUCAGGUCACAUAGCUAGUGAAAACAUAGUUGCUGAUACACAACAAGAUGACCUCCUGGCUGUGAUUCAUGGUGAGUCAAGCCAAACAGGUUUAUGUUCCUCAUGAUAAACUUCUAUAUAAAGUUGUAGACACAACAGAAAUGGCCAUAAAUUAAAUUGUUUUGAUGUUUUGACACAUGGCUAUAGAAUGAGGAAGAAAUGCAUGUAUUCAGUCAACAAAUACUCAUCUCAACUAUGUGUAAGGAAUCAUCUUUUCUUCAUAUUGUUAAUGCAACAAUUUCAGAUGUGAGCAUCUCACAGAAUUGGGAUUUUGGCAUUUCCUUUUUAUUUUUUUUGUUGGGCUGUUUGUUCACUGACCCAAGUCUGUGUUGGGAACAUUGAAUGUGUGGGAGCACUUUCACCAAGUUAAGCCAACAAUGGGCAAUGUGUUUAUAGUAGAUUUCAGAAGAAAUCAAUGCCUAUCAAAAAUUUUACCGACUUUUUCAACUAUGAGUCAAAACAAGAGUGGUUUGUGUUGGAAGGGUGGUAGACAUGUAUACAUUGUAUUCUGACUCACCACUGGCUGUGUCUUUUGGUACAGAGGACAGCAACUUUCAGACUCAGCCAAAUUUUUGUUUCUUUUUGAUACAAAUACUAAAUCUGUGCAUCAUUGUUAUUCUUAAGGGUCAUCUCACUGUAAAAUGUACAGUGAACAAUCAGCAUUUAUUGUUAUUAAUGUUUUCUUUUGAAGAUAAUGCAAUUACACAUUUUUGAUAUAAAUAGUCCUGAUUUGUCCACCCCAGUCAGCGUCUUUACCAUACCUUACAUACUUACUAAUGAUGAUGUAAUAUUUGUUCACAUUUGGAUCAGACAGCACAUGUUUUCCAAGGAAGUUUUAAAAUUCCAUUUCCUUCUUUACUAGUUGGGAGGAUUUUUCACAUGACUUUGCACAUACAAUAGCUAGGUACUGUGAAAUUCAUCCAUAGUAAGUGGGUAUUCAGAGGAGUAUGGACAUCAUUUGUAAAUACCAUGCUUGGCAAUUCUUGUCAAUCAUCGUUGCUGAACCAGUGAGUUUGCCUUACAUUUCAUAUGUCCACAUUUUUCAUAGUUAUUGGUUGUUAUAACAGUUGUCCAAUAAAAAAAAUCACUUACGUAGAAUUGAUGUUAAACCUGUGACAAAUUAUUUAGAAGAAAUUAGGAAUCAUAAAACAUCACAUUCCUGUGUGUCGAAUGUUGGCUUCUCUUUUCUAUUCAGACAAGGUGACUUACAUAAAUUACAUUAAUCACACACUCAGACCAUUCAGUCAAACCUUAGGGGUGUUUAUUUUGCAUGAUUCUCUGGUUUUCCUCCUUUAUUACCACCUUGAUUUGAAGGUGAUUCCACCUUCAAAUUCCACCUUGAUUCCAGGUCAGAUAUGCUAUAUGCCAUAGGAACAGCUACAAAGCUCACAGUUCUCAGAUUCUUAUUUGAAUCGCGUCUGUUCCAUCAUAUGAAGUUACCUGUUAACUUUUGACCUUCUUUUUUAAGUGUGUUCAAGACAAUCAGAUGCAAUAACUUUAGUUCAUUGGGUUGUAAUGUUCCUAAAUGUAGUAUGGCAAGCCUUGAAGCAUAUGGAACUUCAAAGUCUGCAGUAGUGUAGCACAGGUGCCAUCAGGACAACAGCUUCUAGGGCCUUGCAGCAAAGUCAACUGUGGGUCAUUUUCAGACUAUAUCCACUGUAUAAAUAGAGAGAUGUUGAAUUCUUUGGAUAGACUGAGAUGGAAAGAAGGUUGAGAACCACUGAUGAUUCUUGUCUGCUCUCUUUAUUUGAAGAAGGAACCAAAGCCUGCAGUGGCAAAGUAGUUCCCAAAGGUUAAUCUCUUAAGAAGUGAUUUGGCAUAUUUGAGAGUGAAGUUCUCUGUUUCACAUUUCUCCCCCAUGAAAAGAAUAAAGAUAGCCGAAUUAAACUUAAAUAUACUAAGCAUGUGGCUAUCAUUGCUUAAAAUGUAUUUCUGUGCUAGAAUAUACUAAAUGAUUUAGUGUUCUAAUUUAGACAUCCUGUGCCAGUUUUGCAUUUCAGCUCAUAAAUUUACACACCUAUGCCCUAUUUUUAGACACAGUGAAAGAUGUUAUUGUAGUCAUCUAAAUCACUAAAGAGAAAAAGGUUGAACAAAAUCUGAGGAAAGAAACCUAAAGCAUCUGGAAAAAAAAGCUUUUAAGCCAUGCAUCUGUUUUCUAGAAUUAAUUUCUGUUUCUUCUACUAGUCCUUGAUACACUUUGUUUUGGAAUCAGUUUUUAAAUUACAAUUAUUGUAUCACAAUGUUGAAUGUUUUGAAAACCAAAAAACAACAAAAAAAACCCAAAUAAUAAUACUGACAUCAUCAUUGUACUCCCUUUCCAUCUAAAUUCAUUUUAUUUGAUAAAGACUUUUAGGCGAUGACCAUCAUACCAGCAUGGUUAUGCCUCUUUUGUCUGUCUCUUGAAAAGUGAAACAAAAGACUUGUUUUAUAGAUACAGCAGCAUACAUUACUACAGUAGACCCUUGGUAUCUAUAGGUCUGUGGUUCUAAGGAGACCACUGUGGAGGAAAACUCAUACAUGCUAAGGAUGCAUAGAAUUCAGCACUGUACUGUGGAUGUUUGAUUCAUUUUUCCUGUAACACUGUCCAACAUCAUCUAAAGACAUGUCGCCUUUCAACAAAUCUCAGAUUUUCACAUUAUCACUUUAAUUAAACACAUUCACUUUUAAUUUGCUUUUUGGGCACCAUUUGUUUUUUGGAAGCCCUAUUGUAUUUUCUCAAAAUUAAAGGCAAGGAAACACACAGCAGAUCCCACAGUGAUUUAAACAUGACUAUAAGGGGCUGACUGAGCUUCUCUGCAUCAAAUAACUAUAUAAUAUGUGCAGACAUUUGGAAUUUUUGUUUUUUAAAUUUCUUUUAUUUAUUUAUUUAUUUUUGAUCAUGCUUGCAAAUAAGGUGGGCUUACUGUAUUCCGUAGUGUAUAGUACUAUCUCACAAGCAUUCCAUUUAGGAGUAGGUGUUCAGCUCACUGGGAGAGCACUUGUCUAGCAUGUACAACAAGGCCCUGGAUUUGAUCCUCCAUAUCACAAACUAAAAUAAAGUAGAUUGCAUAUGAUUCCAGAAAUGGAAUAUUUGGGGGUUUCUUUGUAAUCAAUUUAAUCUAAAGUAUAUGAACAUAGAUUGAAAUACAACUUUGCAAAUGUUUAGAGCUGCUGAAUUUUUGAUUCAUAGAAUCAUAGAACUGUCUAUGUCAGUCUAGUAAACAGGAUGCUUAAAAAACCUAUCCCUCUGUGGAUGGCUUAUCAACUGGGGGAAGAAGAUUCAUUUGUUCUGUGGCUUACUAACUUCAGUCUUCUUAUUCAUACAACAUUGCUGCUUAUAACAACAACCAGCAUGUAUCUAAUGGCUACUCCGUGCAUGACACUAUUCUAAGUUAUUGACGUAUAUUAAUUGGUUUAAAUCUUUGUAAGGUCCAAGAGGUAGAAACAAUAUGAUUCCCAUUUUACAGAUGAUGAGAUGAAGGUACAGAUAUAUUAAGGAGUUUACUCAGGAUCAUAUAACUAAAUUGUGGCAACACUAGGAUUCCAAACCAGACAGUUGGCUUCAUAGACUCAUAUCUUGUAUUUAUUGUCUUUAAACUGAAAUUUAGAGUCAAAUGAGUUCAUUAUUGUGAGUAUUUUGCAAACUGGAAUAUUCAGUACAGAUGUAAAGUAGUGUUAUAAUUAAGACAUUGGCACAUUUAAUCAUUGUCACUGAUGCAUUGCUCAGUGUGUUGAUUAUGCGUUGUCACCUCUACUGCAAAGAAAUGAUAACGGAUCGUUUAACAUUUUAAGUGUGUAGUGUAACCUCACUCAUCUUUGUGUGCCACUAAAACUUUCUCCUCCAAGAGUAUCCUUUUAGAAGAGAAAGUUUUAGAAAAAUUGGUUGUAGUUCAUGAAUGUUCUGUCAAAAGCAUCAUUUCAUUUAGGAUAAUUGUUUUCAAAUUGAUAUAAUUGUUUGGUUCCCAUUGUGGCUUUGAAUAGUAAACUAGUCAGAUUGCAAGAUUGAAUUCAAACUCUAGUUCUUUCAGAAAAGGAAAAAAAGAGGAGGAACACAGUAUUUAUGCUUUUCGUUAGAUAAAUGACUUGCCUUAAGAUGAGAGGAAAAAAAUGUUCUUUCUCUAAUAAGCUACAAUGUGAAUUUUUCAGCUUUUCAGUCUUUAUAAUUAAGCUGUAUUUCUUUGGCCCCCAUAUUUACUUUUUUUCUUUAAUACAAUAAAGGUGUAAAAAUAUGAAAUAACCUAUAGCUUAAAAGUUCUGAGAUUUCUUUCUCUGUGAAAAUAAAUAGCAUCAAACUAAGUAAGACUGGUUAUGCCUAUUUUAGGAAGCCAGACACAUGAAAAUAAAAAGGAUGUGGGGCUGCCUUCAGUAAGGCAGAGUAGCAUCCUUACUCCAUCGGUUCCCUGAAAUACGCAUAGAAAACAUGUGAGCCCUUUAUGUGCUACUAACCUAAUACUGAGUUCACAAACUGAGUUAAUGGCUACCUACUAAUGUGUUAACCCUCCCCUCCUUUUAAAAAUAGUGGGUGAACUGAUAUUUCAUUAAAAACUUGUUCCCUCUCUUCUCACACGUGAAAUGCUGAAAUAGAUGAUAUGAGAAUAUAUAAUAUAACUCAGAUUUGGAAUGUGAGUAUCAGAGGAGUUCUCAGGCCACCUCAAAAUUUGUCUAUAGGAAAGAAAGACAGGUUCUAUUUCUAGACUGUCUUGGUCUAAAUGGCCUUUGAAAAGUGGAGGUUUUUCUGUAUUUAAUUUGGUUCUGGAAUGGAUCUAUAAAAGUUCAGUUAUACACAUAAAACAGUAAUAAGAGGCUGCCACACAAUGAACCCCACACAUUGUACAACUAAAAUGCACUAAUAAAAAUUGUGAAAAAAAUUAAAAAGAGGCUACCACAUUCGGGAGUUGUCCUCAGGAAGCUCCCAUCUAGAAGCAAAAGGUCUAGUGCUGCCUAUCCCACCAUCAUGAUCCCACAACCUCCUGUGUUGUCUCUACCUGGGUAUUUCUACCACUGCUCUCUGUUCAUAUCAUACUGUUUGUAUGGCUGUGUCCUUUGAUGACAACAUACUCUUAUUUGGAUUCCUUGGCUCCUUUCAGACUUAAGAAAGGAGGUGAGCUGGGGAGGGGUUCUCUCACUCUUCACCUUAAACUUCCUCAAAUGAUAAUCUGCUUGUUCUCACUCCAGGUGGCUAUCCCUGCAUUAGUGAGGAGUAAAGACUGGAAGUAGUGCAGUUGGAUUGCUCUUCAAGGAAUUGUGUAUGUGUGUUACUAAGUCAUGAUGUAAAACCCGUUUCUUAUUUUAUAUUGCUGUCAGGAAAGCUUGAAAAUCACUGUUCCACAGCACAAGAUUGUUAGGUAAAAUUAAUAAUAACAAAAUAUAUGGCAAUCAUACAUGAAUAUAAAUACAUACGUAUUAUAGGGAGAGCACAUAUAUACCAAUACACAUAUAUAGUAAGUGUUUUAGCCUUGGCAACAUUUCCCUUUGAUACACACUGUUGAUACUUACUGUUUUUAUAGUACAAGUAGCAGCAUUUUAUAGUCACUGAUGUCCAGCCACAGUAUUCAGGAAUAGCACUAGGUGAUAUUAAGAUGGUGAUUAUUAUUAUUAUUAUUUUGACUUUUUGAGACAGAGUCUUGCUGUAUAGCCCGGGCUGGCCUCAAACUCAUGGUCCUUCUGCCUUAGCCUCCUGAGUGCUAGGAUUACAGACUUGUGCCACCCAAUCUAGUGUAAGAUUAACUUUUUAUGUAAACACUUAACUAAGUUUCUACUGUAUUUCAUUUAUUAGGUAUAGAGCUGUAAGAUGUAAUAUUUAAUAACAAAUAUUUGGUAGACAUUUGCAUGUUUUAUGUAUAUUUUAAGAAAUAAGUGGCUAGGUUUUCUUUUUUCCUGGAACACCAUCUUUCUUGUCAUAGUAAGUUUUGAUAAUAUGGCAUUCAGAAGGCUAUAUGUAGCAUAUUCCAUUAUGUGUCAAAAUUGUCAUCCAUUUUUUGAACUUGUAUGUAAUUUCCUGUCAUGUUUUUCUUGCCUCUCUGUGUCUUUGAACACAAACACUGUCCUCAAAGCUUAGGAAGUAGUGUUCAUUUCUAACUUUAUAAGAUGCAAGGUUCUUGGAAAAGAUAAAGCAAAUUCCUUUUCAUUCUUUCACUGUUCAGUCUUUUUGUUUCUCUUGAGCAUGCUUAAAAGUGUGGAAAUGGCCUUAAUUCAGUACUGGACCAUUUUUGAGAAUAAUGUGCUCUAGUCUUCAGGUGAGUAUUAAGUUAGGGUGAGGAGAGUGCUGGAGUAGAAGUCAGAUGGUCUGAACCUUUUUCCUAGCCUUAGUUUUGUGAUCUUAGCCAAGAAACUCAGUCUUUAAUUUCCUCAUCUGGAAGUUUGAUGAGUUGAACUUGAUAAUUUUUGUGGUCCAUUCUGUGGAUAUGUGUGAUAUGUAUCAAUAUAUAUUUGUGUGUUUGUAUGUGUGUAUGUGUAUAUUCCUCCUCUCUUUUAUUGUGCUGGAGAUGAUUGAACCCAGGACUUUGUAUAUGCUUAGGCAAGUGUUCCACUGCUGGGCUAUAUCCCUAGCCCCCUGUUUAAUUUUAAGCAAACCUAAAUAAUGUUAUUUGAGGUUUGUUUUGUACAGCAAACAUCAAAACUGGUCACAAAAGUAAAAUUGAGCACUGGCAUUGCAUUCUGCAGCUAUAUAAGACUUGAUAUAAGUUCUGUUUGCUUUCAGAUGUCAAAAUUGAAAAAAUGUUUGCAUCUUAAUUAUAAUAUAAUAUUAAUAAAGGUUACUCUUGGAUUAAAAAGUAAUUAUUUGUGAUGCAAAUAAGACACAUUUCCAUCAGGUAUUGGUCACAUAACAUGCUUUUCUUAUUCUGUUUGGCUCCAUCUGUUUCACAGGUGUCUUUGUCCUUUGAAGAUUGUUUUAUCCACAUAUUUAGACAACUGCUUUAUAUAAUAGAUUUUUUGAGAUUCAAACUAAUGCAUUUAUAUAGCACCUUCUGAUGUAAGAAUGUAUUAUAUAUACUAAAUGCAAUAAGGAGAUAUAGAGAAAAGUAAGGUAUAACCAAUAAUAAGUGUAAGAAAAAUACUGUAACUGUAAGUAGACAGAAUUAGGAAAACACCAUAAGGAGAUUAUACAAUAUUUAUGCAUGAAGAAAGUCAAAGAUGGGAAAGGCCAAACGUAGAGGAAAUCUGUGGAAAAGAUGGAAUUGCAUAUGGGUUUGGAAGAACGGGUAGCAUUUUGAAAGAUGUAGGGAAGCCAGGCUUGUACAGAAAGCUACAGAAAUAAGGACACUACAAAUUACAUGGCUUGUUUGGGAAGGAGCAGAUAAACAUGCUUUUGUGAGGCAUUUGGGGAAUGGUAAACCCUGUUUCAUAUUGUGGAGACCUUGAACACUCAGUGUUGAGAAAUUUUAUGUUACAAUACUGGGGAUUGAUCUCCGGGCCUCAUGUUUGCUAGGCACGCACUCUACCCCUUGAGCCAUACUGCUGAUCCUUUUGCAUUUUAGUUUGUCUGUUUUGUUAGUUUGGUUUACGAUAAUAGAGACUGAAUUCAGGGCUUCUUUAAUUUGUUUUUGUGCUUUUGCCCAAGCCAACCUGAGUAGCUAGAAUUACAGGUGUGAAAUACCAUGCCUGGCCCAGGAAAUUCUUAAUCAUUGUGCUGGGUAGGCAUCCCUGCCCUUAUUGUUCAGUUUGUGAUGAUAAUUUUGAUGAAUAUUAUGAAAAGGGGAGCACUGAGCUCUUUGGGAAUACAGCAGGGGCCCAUUGAAGGGGUCAGUGAAAACUUCCUUCCUUUAUGUAAUAAUGCUUAAGAUAAGACCUGAAGGUAAAAGUCAAAUAGGAAAAAUGGGAAAGAGAGAGUGAGAGAAAAUGUGUGUGUGUGUGUGUGUGUGUGUGUGUGUGUGUGUGUGUGUGUGUUGGGAGGGGAGGUAUUAAGAGUCUUCUACCUAAAAGGAAGUCAUUUUCAAAACUAGAGGCUGUGUUAGAGUUUGAACUCAGGGCUUGUGCUUGCUAGGCAGAUGAUUUACAUUUGAGACACACCUCCAGCCCCUAUGUUUUGCAGAAUUGAAAACCCUUAUGGAUGUUGCAGAGAGCACUGGGGAACAUGGUUUUCAAGCAUGAUGGAGAGGAAUUACCUGAAAAGUCUGGAAUUAAGUGAUCUACAACGUGAUCCACCUGCUCACUGUUCAGCUGGACCUGUGGGAGAUGACUGUAAGCUUUGCUGUAUUAUGAGGAUUUUGCUGCCAUUGAAAAUACAGGUUAUAACAUUUGUAAAUGACUCCAAAACUCCUUUGUUUGUUUCAGUGUUCCACUGGCAAGCAACUAUUAUGGGACCUCCUGAUAGCGCAUAUCAAGGUGGAGUCUUCUUUCUCACUGUACAUUUUCCGACAGACUAUCCUUUUAAACCACCAAAGAUUGCUUUCACUACAAAAAUUUACCAUCCAAAUAUAAACAGUAAUGGAAGUAUUUGUCUUGACAUCCUGAGGUCUCAGUGGUCACCAGCCUUGACUGUAUCAAAAGUUUUAUUGUCCAUAUGUUCUCUACUUUGUGAUCCUAACCCAGAUGACCCCUUAGUACCAGAUAUUGCACAAAUCUAUAAAUCAGACAAAGAAAAAUACAACAGACACGCAAGAGAAUGGACUCAGAAAUAUGCAAUGUAAAAUCAAAAAAACUUUCACAUAUACCAGAGUACUGUAAUCUAGGUUUUUUUCAACAUUAGCAGUAAAUUGAGCACUGUUUACUGUUUCAUUGUACCAUGAAACCCUUUGAUUUUAUCCAUUUUAAAUGUGUUUCUGAAGCAAGACAAAACAAACUUCCAAAAAUACCUUAAGACUGUGAUGAGAGCAUUUAUCAUUUUGUAUGCAUUGAGAAAGACAUUUAUUAUGGUUUUUAAGAUACUUGGACAUCUGCAUCUUCAGCUUACAAGAUCUACAAUGCAGCUGAAAAGCAACCAAAUUAUUUUUUGCUGAAACUAGAUGUUUUUACAUAAGAAAUACUGUAUGUGUUGUCUAAGAUGUUGUCACUUUUAUAAAUCUGUAUUCAGAUUUCAUUAUUUGUUAGCUCACUUUAUAAUUUGUAUUUUUUUACUGUAUAGACUAAAUAUAUUCUAUUUACAUGUAUGUCAACUCAUUACUUUUUUCCUGUGAACAGUAUUGAAAGAUCCAACAGCUGAAAAUUAGAUGGAUUAAUUGUACUUCCCUUGUAUUAGGAUAUUACUUAGAUUGAUCGCAGAUUUCUUAAACCUGAAAUGAUCUUUACACUGUAAUCCUCAGUAUACUGAUUAUGGAGAAACACUUGUUUUGAUUUUGUUAUACUUGACUUAACUUUAUUGCAAUGUGAAUUAAUUGCACUGCUCGGUAGGAAGAUGUGUAACUUUUCUUUGUUGCUAUUCACAUUUGAAUUAUUUUCUGUAUAGGCGAUAUUACAUUGACACCUUUUACAGAUCUUACUGUAGCUUUUUCCAUAUAAAUAAACUGCUUUUUCUACUAUUUGUCUUGAUUACUUAAAAAGCAAAAAUUGCUUGUCUUUAAGGGUCAAAACAUACAAAAUUUUGCAUGAAAAUUACUUCCAGAUUAUGAAAAUGAGGUCUGUUAUUUUGCAUUUUAAAUCAUCAUUUGUUACAUAUAAAUUUUGUUGUUUUAGUUAGCAUCUCUUUUUCUAAAUUUUGUGUAAGAUGAUUUGCCUUGGUUGCUUGUUAUUGAUUAGAAUUUAGAAGAAGUUAGGGUUUGUCUUGGAUCAUGUCAAAGAUGGACUAUUUGCAAAAGUACCAAAUGAGUGUAAAGCAGUGUCACCUACCCUAGAGAAAAGUCUGUAGAUCUGAGAGUCACUAGAUUAGCUCAUUAAAAAUUCCCCUCUAGAUGUAACUAACAUUAUAUUUCUGAACAUCUUAAAAUCUAGAAUUUCUAAAAUAGAAUUUCACUGUUAUCACAAUUUGAAAAACCUCCACUUUUUUUUAGUAUAGAAGUUACCAGAAAUAUUCUAAAAUGAUGCUUCCUUCUGUUCUUAAGUUGACAGCUAAAUUUGAUAUAAAAAGCAGGUUAUUAUCUAGAUUUUAAAGAAAAAAGAAAGUUCUAAUGUUUCAACUUGGGGAAAAUGCAUCUCAUUAAUGUUUAGCAUGCAUAUCAAACUUGAGUGUGUCAUUUUUAUGAAGACUUGUAGCUCUUCUGAUUACUACAGUAGUUGUAUAGGUGUUUAAGAACCAGUGAUGGUGUAGUCAUUAACAAAACAUUUAAGUCACUUGAUUAUUUUAUUAUGACUCAUUUUACUAUUAAAGCACAAAUAGCUUGUUAGAAAAUGUGUCUUUAUGAGUGAAUGUAAAAUAGUUAAAUGAGCUGUGAAGUGGAUUUUUGAGAAAAUACAGGCUUUAAGAAGUGAUAUAAGUGAUGUCUUGAAACAACCAUAUGCCAUAUCAUGAAAACACUACUACCUAUGAUAUAAUAAGUUACACUUGCUCUGAAUUGGUAACUCAACAUCAUUAGAUUUUAAGUGUUUAGUAUGUUUUGAGAGUAAAGGGUUUUGUUUCUCGAAUAUCACUUUUUUUAAAACUUUCACUUGUAUGGCAUUUAUUUUUGGAAGUGUCUUUUUUUGUUUAUUAAAGUUUUUGAAAGUUGCCUAAUUUGUUUUCCUUUGCCUACAUGUGAGUUGUAUAACUAGACUUCUAAAGAGUGAGCCCAAGUUCUCUUAAUAACUUCAAAGAUGGCAUGACGAUCAUAGAUCACCAUAUUGGGUAUGUCAUUUUUCUUUAAUGCUAACAAAAACAUCCAUUACAUUUUAAGAUUGUAAAUCCAAAGCCAAGAGAAUUUUCAUAAAUUAAGCAUUAAUUUAAGGACCUCCUUGGACUGUUGAAAAUGGGUAGUCUUAGGGUUUAGGGCUCAUGAGGUCGUGUAUGUUUCCAGACAUAGCUGAAAACCAUAUUCACAUUUGAUUCUGGGUAUUUCUAAAGGCCACAUACAAUAAAUCAGUGAUAGAAGUUGCAAGGGUAAUCUCACCACAAUCCCCCAACUGUCUCAAAAGGAUUUGAUUCCUGAAGCUUUAUAAACAUGCCUGUGUAAACUAUACAUAAUUAUUCAUUAUAUCCCCUAAACUGAUAGGGGAAACUAAAAUUUUACUUUGGUUGUGAAUCAACUACAUACUAAAAGGAUCAAAAGAUACUACACAAAUCCCAGGUCCUCGGGAGGCAGUGACAGGAGGAGCAUCAUGGUUUGGGGAGGAGAGGCAAAGAUAGUCAAAACCUUGUCUAAAAAACAAACUAAAAGCAAAAGAACUGGGGGCAUGGCUCAAGUGGUAAAGCACUUGCCUAGUAAGCAUGGGCACUGAAUUCAAUCACCAGGACUGUGGAAUUGGGAGAACUAGAUCAUGAGCACAGAACACAAGAACAACAGAGUUAUUCUUCAAAAGAGUUACUUUUUAAAGAAAUAGUAUUGAACAAUAAUACGACACUGAGUCUAACACUUCAGCAGGGGAUGGAAUUUAGGGCCUCCCCCUGGCAAGUACUAUAUACUGAGCUAUACCCUUGGCCCCAGUUCUUUAUUUUCUAAGAUGUAGAGGUUAGGAAUAUUAAUUUUCCUCUUGGAUUAAAAGAGAUUCUUGGUUAUGAAGCUAUUUAUAUCAUGUCUUAUUUAUUGGUAGUCAGUUUGGACUCAAAGUCCAGUCCAUUAGUUUUAAAAUUUUGAGCAGUAGAAUCCUCAGUCCUGUUAUUCAUUCUUUUUAGGACCAGUCAUGAAAAAAUGAACAUACAUACAGAGCUUCAGUAUAUUCUUAUUGCUGACAAUACUGCUUGUCUUUUAGUUUGUGUAAAUCUUCCAAGUGGUUGUUAAUAUAAAACAUCAAUUUUUAAAGAUUCAGUUCUAUCACUGUCAAUUGUAACAGAAUUUUCAGUUUUUUUCUUUAAAGAAUAUUACUAACAAUUUAAUAAUU
Molecule: messenger RNA, 12490 nt
Organism: Castor canadensis (American beaver)
Lineage: Eukaryota; Metazoa; Chordata; Mammalia; Rodentia; Castoridae
Source: RefSeq, a predicted model, not a curated record